Zophobas morio is the source of this 1031-nucleotide messenger RNA. Its product is annotated as serine/threonine-protein kinase Nek8-like. The record is from RefSeq and is a predicted model, not a curated record. Gene Ontology annotation, biological process: protein phosphorylation. The transcript is spliced from 4 exons. Bases 88 to 990 code for a protein of 300 amino acids. Lineage: Eukaryota; Metazoa; Arthropoda; Insecta; Coleoptera; Tenebrionidae. Gene Ontology annotation, molecular function: ATP binding; protein kinase activity.
UUGUGAUAGUAAAUUUUAUGUUUUGUUUUAUAAUAAAAACCAUUCAAAAAACGUGCGCUGUUAGUGUGUUAUUUUAAAGUGUUUGAAAUGGAUCUUUACAACGUUAUAAGUUUAUUAGGAAAAGGCACUUUUGGGUUCGAAAUUUGUGAACAUUUUUUAACCGUUUUAAAAAAAUAUUUUAGGACCGUCCAUCUGUGCGAACGGAAACACAACAGCCAGAAAAUCGUGAUAAAGCGCAUUUCUAUCAAUCUGGAAAACGGGGACGAGAUAAACGUGGCGAAAAACGAAGUCGCUGUGUUGAAGUCUUUGAACCACCCCAACAUAAUCGAGUAUUUUGAUAGUUUCAUGAAAAAUGGAACUUUGUACAUCGUUAUGGAAUACGCAAGCAAGGGGACUUUGUUCGACUUUAUUGCUAGGUCAAGACCGAACCGAUUUCAACCCCAGAUCGUGAUGAAUCUAUUUUGCCAAAUUGUGUUGGGGCUCAACCACAUUCACUCCAGAAACGUGAUCCACAGGGACCUAAAGUGCGAAAACAUUUUUCUUACUGGGUUACAAGGCGACGUGAUCAAAAUUGGCGAUUUUGGAAUAUCGAAAAUACUGCUAAACAACAAAAACGCCCACACUCUCAUCGGUACUUGUAACUACGUUGCGCCAGAAAUCUGCGACGGGAAACCGUACGACAGCAAAUCCGACAUUUGGUCGCUUGGUUGUAUUCUCUACGAAAUGUGUGCCAUGGAAAAAAUGUUCGACGGAACGCUUUCCAAUGUAGUUUUAUCGAUAGCCGCUGGUCGCAGGAAAGUGAUUGAUGUUCAUUUCUACGGCGUUCAGAUGCAACAAAUGAUUGAAAUUAUGCUGCAAAUUGACCCCAACGACCGCCCUGAUACAAUGAAACUGAUGACUCUGUCAGACGUUUUCCCCAGCUUGCACGUGCUAGGAACCAACUUGGGUUGUAUCCCACACACAUACAAAUUUAAUUUCUCGCAACACUAAAUCAAUUAAGGAUGUACUCUUGGAUUUUAAAUAAAACUUAC